Molecule: messenger RNA, 1444 nt
Organism: Phaeodactylum tricornutum CCAP 1055/1
Lineage: Eukaryota; Bacillariophyta; Bacillariophyceae; Surirellales; Neidiaceae
Exons: 2
Coding region: 113-1444 (443 amino acids)
Molecular function (GO): L,L-diaminopimelate:2-oxoglutarate transaminase activity; pyridoxal phosphate binding
Source: RefSeq, a predicted model, not a curated record
AUGAUGGCCCUUUCUGUCUGCACGGGUACAUACCGAUAGCCGAUAGCUCCCAAAGCAGAAAGUUGUCCCAGCAAGUCCUACUAUCGCCCAUCUCGAAACAAAGCCUCCAGUCAUGAAACUGUCUCUUGCUCUAUCAUUUGUUGUCACCGGCGCAUCUGCAUUUGUCCCGCAGCAACCUUUGACUCCCCGUUCUCCGGCGACUUCAUUGGCGGCGGUCGGCGUCGAGCGCAACCCCAACUUUGCCAAGCUUAUCGGAGGUUAUUUGUUUCCUGAGAUUGGACGCCGACGCACGCAGUACCUGGAAGAGAAUCCGGAAAUGAAGGAUCGAGUUAUCUCACUCGGAAUUGGGGACACUACGCAGCCGAUUCCCGAGUAUAUUUUGUCCGGCCUGGUUGGCGGUGCAUCCAAGCUCGGAACAAAGGAAGGUUACAGUGGCUACGGAAAUGAAGCUGGUAUGCUGGAUCUUCGGGAAAAGAUUGCCGACAAACUUUACAAAGGCAUCAUUGCGGCCGAGGAAGUCUUUGUCAGUGAUGGUGCCAAGUGUGAUAUCAUGCGCUUGCAGCAAAUGUUUGGUGCCAAGGUAAUUUCGGCCGUGCAGGAUCCAUCCUACCCAGUUUACGUCGAUACCUCUGUCAUGAUGGGACAGACGGGAGAAAUUGAUUCGGAAACGAAUCAGUAUAAGAAUAUUGUUUACAUGCCGUGUACUUCUGAGAAUGGCUUCUUCCCCGACUACGCAAGCAUGCCUCGGGCGGAUAUUGUCUAUCUUUGCUCUCCCAACAACCCAACGGGUGCAGCCGCUACCAAGGAACAACUGGUGGAGAUGGUCAAGUUGUGCAAGGAGCGUGGCUCAAUUCUGGUGUUUGACGCCGCGUACGCGCCUUUUAUUCGCAGUAAGGACGUCCCGAAAUCGAUUUUCGAAAUCGAGGGAGCCAGGGACGUCGCCAUUGAAGUCAAUAGUUUUAGCAAGUACGCUGGAUUCACCGGUGUCCGAUUGGGAUGGACCGUCAUCCCGAACAAUCUGAAAUUCGCGGAUGGAACUCCCGUCCGGAACGACUUCAACCGUGUCAUGAGUACAGCCUUCAACGGCGCUUCCAACAUUGUGCAAGCUGGAGGUUUGGCUUGCUUGGAUGACGAUGGUUUGAAGGAAAUUGAUACCCUUAUUGACUAUUACCUUGGCAACGCCAAAAUCUUGCGUGAGACCAUGGAAAGUAUUGGAUAUGAUGUUUACGGAGGGAUUGACGCUCCGUACGUUUUUGUCAAGCUACCGGAAUCUAUGGGAGGAAGUUGGGACGCUUUCCAGACCAUUCUGGAGAAGACUCAGGUGGUAACCAUUCCAGGGGCCGGGUUCGGCCCCGGUGGUGAAGGCUAUUUGCGUUUGAGCGCCUUUGCUCCUCGUGAUUCCGUUAUCGAGGCGUGCGAGCGACUUAAGAAAGCCUUGGUCUAG